Lineus longissimus is the source of this 2158-nucleotide messenger RNA. RefSeq lists its product as uncharacterized. Bases 153 to 1619 code for a protein of 488 amino acids. The record is from RefSeq and is a predicted model, not a curated record. Lineage: Eukaryota; Metazoa; Nemertea; Pilidiophora; Heteronemertea; Lineidae. The transcript has 4 exons.
GGAAUUUCCCGAAUGAAUUGGUACGAAACACUUUUCUCCGCUUGCAUCUUUCAACAAUCAUUUUGUAGGUAACCAGCUGGUGGAACGACCAUAUUUUCAAUCACAGACUCUAAUCUCACUUAGUGAAAAGGCAUAAAAGAAAGGCUUAAACCAUGACAGAACGGCCAGUGAGGGUUCGAUGCCACGGAGUGGUAAAAAGACUCCGCAUUACAGGAAACCUCAAUAACGUACUGAAGGUGAUUCGCCAAGGGUUCGAUAUACUUGCUGAUGCUGAUAUCACCCUGACGAUGGUGGUGGAAGGGAAUGGAACCCCCCGCCCCGUCACUGAGCAGACCCUCCAAUGCAACUGGAAUAAGCUUCAAGAACUGAAUGUGACACUACCACGUCAAGCCCAAAGGGCGCUGGUGAACCCAGCCCAUCUUCAGACAGUCAUCAAAGGAAGAUUGUACAAGAUUGACGAACCACCAAGUCGAAACAGCCAAGUCGUCCAAAAGUGCCGACGCGAGAUGGGGAUCAUGAAAAACAUCGCCGAAUUCAAAAACAUGUACCCGAGGACCAUCAGCUUGGUCGGGGACCUGCAUUGCUCAGUCAGUACUUUGAAGACUUCAGUCUUGGUCAGAGGCACCAACUUGGUGUCAAAGUGGAAGACUGUCGUAAAAAGCCUCAUAGACAUUUUUGUUAAAUCAGAGUCUGCCUUUGAGGAUUUAAACAAAUUGUGUGCAACCGUCACAGAUGUUUUGCAGCAGCUGAGUCUCGACUUGGUGAACGGGGAUCAUCAACCGGCUAUUGCUAUUCUUGAAAUGUUGAUGAGUAAUGGAGACGAAAUGGAGAAAGUCGCUCGAGAAUUGGACGGUAGUAUUGAACGGUCAAUGGGGAAGAUUGAUGGCGCUGUCCAAACCAUCAAGAAUGAGAAGAAACAGAUAGAAACAAAAGUUGAUCAUACGACGAGGGAGAAGAACAGAACUGAGGAAAAGAUAGAGCGGCAAAGUCUGGAAAUUGAUAGACUUGAGAGUAAGCUGAGAGAGUAUACGAAUGAGAUCAAGGGAAAGAAAAUAGAUGCGGCAAUAAGUGGAACAACAACUGGAGUUGGAGUUGGCCUUACCGUCGCCGGGAUCCUGUUUCCACCGUUGCUCUUGGCCGGUAUCCCGACACUGGUAGGAUCAUCAAUUUACCUCGGGGUGACCGUCAGUCAAAUCAAAGAUCUCGAAAACGAGAUAAGUGCAGCAAAGGAUGAAAAAGGGAGAGAGGAGAGGAGGAAAGAAGAACUUAAACAGACACAGAGCGAGCUCAGAAGCGACCUUCAAAAGUUGAAACCGAUUUCUACUUGCCUGCAUGAUGUUUGGGGAGAAAUGGUGGGGAUUAAAGUAGCCGUCAAAAAGAUGGAGUCGUUUUGGCAAGGACUGAAUGACUUCUGUAAAUCGGUGAUGGCAUCGGAGCGACGAAUGGUUUCUGUGAUGAAAAGUGACAGCACGAAUCCUGUUACUCUUUCUGAUGCCUUCAAGUCACAGAUUGUGAAUUUCUCGGCAAGGUCAGUUGCUCUGCAUGAGGUUUGUCAGAGUUGCCACGAUGAUGUCAAAACAGCCUUAUCGAAACUGCGCUCAUAUCAAUGUAUGUUUUGAAAUGUGGCGGGGAAUUCUACCGGGAUUAUUUUGGUUUGGACUGAACGAAUAUUUGGCGGGUAGAUACCAAGGGAAGACUUUUCUGCGUCGGCUUAUAUAUAGCAUCCUCGAAAUACCAGAGUCAGUCGUAUCCUCCUCCCCUCGCACACGUACGCUCGAUUGUUGGUGCUGAGUGUUGGCCAGAAGUGCAGGAUAUAGCCGUCGAAACCAUCUCUCACCUACGUAGAUUAUUCACGAUUGUACGAGGGAUAUAUUUAUCGCUGAAUCAACUACGAUCCAUGCAGUCCUUUCCUCUGUCCAGAUCAGCUGAUUUUGGAGACGACAUGACGACGUCAGAACAUACCGUAACCAUGAUGCCAUCUGAGGACUGUUAAUCUGCAAAUUCAAAAUGUUGGUACAAAUAUAUAUUAAAAUGGGUACCUGUCAUAGAAGGCUAUUCAUGUUCACCGUAGGCUUUCUAUGUAACGAUAUUUAUGUUAUCCGAUAAAGAUGAGGAGCUACUUUUUUCGUAGUUAGUAUUUAACUCGAAAAAUAUUGAC